GUGACUUUGCAAAAAAUCCAAGAUGGCGUCGUCCAGUUUGAAAGAAGUGGUCUCCAUGUACCAAACACUGAUUAAAGAGUGGAAUAAGAAGCCGGCUGAUCUUGAAAAAUGCGGGAAACUCAUGUCUGGAAUGAAGAUGGCACUUAUUCAGUUCUCUUUUUUACCAACCACUUCAAAUAAACCAAGUCAACAGGAACUUCUGUUAGCACGAGAUGUGCUUGAAAUUGGAGUACAAUGGAGCAUACAAAUGAAAGAUAUUCCAUCAUUUGAAAGAUACAUGGCCAUGCUGAAGCCAUAUUACCUGGAUUAUAGGGGUAUCAUUGAGGAUUCUGCUUACAUGUAUCAACUUCUAGGACUGAAUCUACUAUCUCUUUUGGCUCAGAAUAGACUGGCUGAAUUCCACACAGAGUUGGAGCUUCUACCAGCGAAAGAACUACAAUACAAUGUUUAUAUCAGGCAUCCUGUCUCGCUAGAACAGUACCUCAUGGAAGGAAGCUAUAACAAAGUCUUUGUUGCCAGGGGGAAUGUACCAGCAGAGAAUUAUCAUUUCUUUAUGAACAUUCUUUUAGGAACACUAAGAGAAGAGAUUGCAGCUUGCAUAGAAAAGUCAUAUAGAAGCAUAACCUUUAAGGAAGGAAUGAGAAUGUUGUAUUUUGAAGGUGAAAAAAGUAUGAAAGCCUUUGCAGACAAGCGAGGCUGGGUCUUAAAACCACAAAACAUAUACACCUUUGAAGACGAUAACAAGAAAGAAACAAGUUUGGAGAUUCCUUCCCACAAGAUGACACAACACAUGCUUGAGUAUGCUAAAGAACUAGAGAGAAUAGUGUAAUUCCGUAGAACACUAUGCUCUUUACUUCUAGAAUACAUGUAUUUAUAGUCAUAAUGUUGUCCUUUGGUUCACAGGGAGGAGAGGGUGGAGUUAAAUUUUUCCCAUCUGAAAUAUAUGUAAUUUUUGUCUUUCAAAUCUUAUAGCAGUUUUUUAAAAUAUUAUGUGACUCAGUAAUAAUAUUGCAAGUUGUCCUCUAGAAUUUAUUUGUUGUCAUCAUUCAAAAUUAAUCAGUCAGUACCUUAGUAUUAUAUAUUAUUGACUGAGGGGCAGUGAAAAACCAAAUUCCAAUGAACAACUUGCAAUAAUUAUUGAGUUCACACAGUAUCGAAAAUUGCUGCAAAGUAACUAAGUAUCAAAUAAAACAAGUGUGUUAAAAGAA
This is a messenger RNA of Actinia tenebrosa (Australian red waratah sea anemone), 1208 nucleotides long. RefSeq names its product 26S proteasome non-ATPase regulatory subunit 8-like. Gene Ontology annotation, biological process: proteasome-mediated ubiquitin-dependent protein catabolic process. Lineage: Eukaryota; Metazoa; Cnidaria; Anthozoa; Actiniaria; Actiniidae. The record is from RefSeq and is a predicted model, not a curated record. Gene Ontology annotation, cellular component: nucleus; cytosol; proteasome regulatory particle, lid subcomplex.